This is a messenger RNA of Pantherophis guttatus, 1771 nucleotides long. It is a transcript of the gene GAPDHS, whose product is annotated as glyceraldehyde-3-phosphate dehydrogenase, spermatogenic. Gene Ontology annotation, cellular component: cytosol. Gene Ontology annotation, molecular function: glyceraldehyde-3-phosphate dehydrogenase (NAD+) (phosphorylating) activity; NADP binding; NAD binding. The record is from RefSeq and is a predicted model, not a curated record. NCBI's taxonomy places the organism in Eukaryota, Metazoa, Chordata, Lepidosauria, Squamata, Colubridae. Gene Ontology annotation, biological process: glucose metabolic process; glycolytic process.
GGCGUUGCCUAGCAGCUAUAUAAGCCACCUCUUGGCCGUUACUCUCCGUGUUCGACGCCGUCGAGGAUCUCGUUUCGGUUGGGGAGGCGGACAGCAACAGUUUUUCAUACCUGAACUGCAAGCUGUUGCUACUGCUAUACUUCAGAAGAAAGGUUUCUUUCUUUCUUUUGGCUUUGCAUUUAAGUGUCUCUAGGCAGAGAAGCAGUAGAUAGGUCAGCCAGUAUAUGAAAUCAACGCAAUAGUUCACCGAAAAUGGAUCAGUGUAGCACAUCAGUUAGUGUCAAAGUGUUCAGGCUUGAGAUCAGUGACGGGUCUCCUCCAAAGAUCUCUCCUGAGCCAGUGCCAGGUACCCCGGAGUCAGAGCCCGAGCCUCAGCCACCCACCCCAGAGCCAGAACCAGAAGCUCCACCUCCACCCCCUCCACCGCCUCCACCACCACCUAAGAAACACAUGGCGGAGUUUGCUGUUGGAAUCAAUGGAUUUGGACGUAUUGGGCGCUUGGUCCUUCGGGCCUGCGUGGAGAAAGGGAUCAAAGUUGUGGCCAUCAAUGACCCUUACAUUGAUGUGAACUACAUGGUCUACAUGUUCAAAUAUGACUCUACUCAUGGGCGCUUCAAGGGAGAGGUCAUGGCAGAGAGUGGAAAGCUGGUAGUGAACGGAUCAAAAAUCUCAGUAUACCAGUGCAUGAAACCAAGUGAGAUUCCUUGGGCAGAUGCAGGUGCCUUGUAUGUAGUAGAAUCCACUGGAGUCUUCCUCAAUAUUGAGAAAGCUUCGGCUCAUUUCCAUGGAGGAGCCAAGCGAGUAGUGGUGACUGCCCCAUCGCCUGAUGCACCCAUGUUUGUUAUGGGAGUCAACCAUGAGAAAUAUGAUCCAUCUAGCAUGAACGUUGUGAGCAAUGCUUCCUGCACCACCAACUGCCUGGCACCUUUGGCCAAGGUCAUCCAUGAGAACUUCGGCAUUGUGGAGGGCCUGAUGACCACUGUUCAUGCUUACACUGCCACUCAAAAAACGGUGGAUGGACCUUCUGCCAAGGCAUGGCGUGAUGGGAGGGGUGCUCACCAGAACAUCAUUCCAGCUUCUACCGGUGCUGCCAAAGCUGUGGGCAAGGUCAUUCCUGAACUUCAUGGGAAGCUGACUGGCAUGGCAUUUCGUGUGCCAGUGUGUGAUGUGUCUGUUGUUGACCUGACCUGCCGCCUUUCUAGAUCAGCUACCUAUGCUCAGAUUAAAGAAGCUAUCAAGAAAGCAGCUAAAGGGCCAAUGAAAGGGAUCCUGGGAUAUACAGAAGACGAGAUUGUUUCGACUGAUUUCAUUGGUGACAAUCGUUCCUCUAUUUUUGAUGCCGCAGCAGGCAUCUCCCUCAAUGAUAACUUUGUGAAGCUCAUCUCCUGGUAUGAUAAUGAAUAUGGGUACAGCUGCCGUGUAGCAGAUCUCCUGAAGCACAUGUACAGCAAGGAAGAGAUUUGAACCCUGAGUCCGAGUUACAUUCCAGGCUAUUCAAUUGAGGGCCUCACCACUUUUAGUCAAUAGAUUCUUUGCUUCAACCACAGAAUCCUAAACACUGCACUUUGUGUAAAGCUUUGUGUGUACGUGUGUGCGUGUAUAUCCGUGAGCGUGAAUCCUUCUUUCCACAGCAGCUUAUUUAGUGAAGAUAAAUUGCACCAAAGUUCCUCCCCGGAGAAGGAGUCUCGUCUCUGGGGUUAUGCAUUGGUUUGUGUGGCUGUAGCGUCUUCAAGAUCUUGCAAGUGUUGAAAUAAAAACCACUGGAGUUAAA